AUGCGACCUAGGGCUGUGUUGUCGCCCAUGCUGCUCCUCUGGGUGUUGCUGUGGCUGCCUCAGACUCACGGAGGGCCCCGUAGUCGGAGGAGGAUUGAGGAAACCCAGGAGCCUUCCUCAGGAAUCCAGAGGUGUGAGAAGCGCACCAGCAUCUAUCUGUGCAAAUACCCCUGUGAAGUCCAAGAAGACUGUGAGGCAAGCCACGUGUGCUGUUCCACCUUCUGUGGGAACGUGUGCAUCAACACCCUGUGA
Molecule: messenger RNA, 252 nt
Organism: Dipodomys ordii (Ord's kangaroo rat)
Lineage: Eukaryota; Metazoa; Chordata; Mammalia; Rodentia; Heteromyidae
Product: WAP four-disulfide core domain protein 10A-like
Exons: 2
Coding region: 1-252 (83 amino acids)
Source: RefSeq, a predicted model, not a curated record